This is a messenger RNA of Aspergillus wentii DTO 134E9, 813 nucleotides long. RefSeq lists its product as uncharacterized. The transcript has 2 exons. Lineage: Eukaryota; Fungi; Ascomycota; Eurotiomycetes; Eurotiales; Aspergillaceae. Bases 1 to 813 code for a protein of 270 amino acids. The record is from RefSeq and is a predicted model, not a curated record.
AUGGCUAGUUUUGGUAUCGGGUCGUGGUUUCGACCUUGGUUGGUGUUGUUGGUGUUGGCGGCCUCGUGUCAGCCAUCCCUGGCUCAGAUUUGUACGUUCUGGGAUAUGGGCUGUAUCGAUCCAUUCGCCCAGACAGCCGUAUCGGUCUCUUUACCGCCUCUCUUUCUCGAGGAUGUUAGCCUCUAUUAUGCGUUCGACGUCAAUUCGCAAGGAAAAGGUCGUGGGCCGAUGACCAAGUCGGCCUUCUGGCUCGGAUAUGACUCCAACCCUCGGAUCAACAGCUCGGUGAUCGACGCCAACCGCACUUCCGAGGUUGGUAUGCGAGUGGGCAAUCUUACCGGCACACCUGGGGGAGGAAACAAUGGAUGUGAUAAUAUUUGGGGACCCCGAUGCUCAAGGGAUCUGAUCGAUCUGAUCAAGGGGAACAUCUUCGCUCUGGCUACGAGCGGGAAUUAUUACUCGUACCCACUGGAUGCGGUCCUUCAUGAAAUGCUUGCCGCUAAGCCUGCACUUUCAAACUGCGCACCGUCCUUGUGGGAUGUGCAGGACAUUUGGGUUGAUUAUUUCGUCCAAGAAUCCGUCGCUGACCGCACGGCAACAAUCCAAACUCCUGGCGACAGUGACAGCCCCUGGAGAAACUUUCUACUCGAUGGCCUGACAGCCAGCCAACAGGCGGAGCAAGUCGCCGUCGCGAUCUUCAGUCGAGCCCCCUCGUACGACAGUGGUCCACCCGAAACCAAAGAUGAAAUCGACGUCAACCUCGUCUGUGUUCAAGCUCCCUCGUCAGGCAGUUCCUCCAGCUCCGACGAUUAG